Molecule: messenger RNA, 3255 nt
Organism: Calidris pugnax (ruff)
Lineage: Eukaryota; Metazoa; Chordata; Aves; Charadriiformes; Scolopacidae
Gene: ARSJ
Product: arylsulfatase family member J
Exons: 2
Coding region: 304-2082 (592 amino acids)
Source: RefSeq, a predicted model, not a curated record
GGGUCGCCCCUGGACUCGCCCCGCCAUGGGCACCGACCCCGGGGAUGCCGUGAGCCCCGGCGGGGCCCCGCUCGCCCGCUCGGCACCGGGACCGGCCGCGGGCCUCUGCCUCCGCCGGCGGAGUUGUUGGAAGUUGGCGGUGGCCACCGUGAGGCGGGCUGCUCGCCGCUUCCCCGCCCGGCGGGACCCCUGACGGCCCCCGCCCCGGAGACUCUCUCGGUUUGUCGGGAGGUUAUUUUUCGGUGUGUUUUCUUUUUAUUCUUCUUUUUCCCUUCCGUCCCGCCCGAGCCGCAGCCGGGGCGGAUGGCCGGCGGUGGGCGCAGCCGGCCUCGCCGCCUCGGCCCCGGGAAGAUGCUGGCCCUGGGGCUGCUGGCCGGCCUCUCGGUCCUCAGCCUCCUGACUUACGGCUACCUGUCCUGGGACAGCCUCCGGCUCGGCCCCGGGGAGGCGGAGGCGGCGAGGAGCGGGCUGGGAGAGGGGCCGGGGGCCGGCGACCCCGGCUCGCAGCCCCACAUCGUCUUCAUCCUGGCUGACGAUCAGGGAUUCCGAGACGUAGGGUACCACGGAUCGGAGAUCAGGACACCCACUCUGGACAAGCUAGCUGCUGAAGGGGUUAAACUGGAGAACUAUUAUGUUCAGCCUAUGUGCACACCAUCCAGAAGCCAAUUUAUCACUGGAAAGUACCAGAUACACACCGGCCUCCAGCACUCCAUUAUACGGCCAACCCAGCCCAACUGCUUACCUCUGGAUAACGUCACGCUACCUCAGAAGCUGAAGGAGGUUGGUUACUCCACGCACAUGGUUGGCAAGUGGCACUUGGGGUUUUACCGCAGAGAAUGCAUGCCCACACAGAGAGGGUUUGACACUUUCUUCGGCUCACUCUUGGGCAGCGGAGACUAUUACACUCACUUCAAAUGCGACAGCCCUGGGAUAUGUGGGUACGACCUGUACGAGAAUGACAACGCAGCUUGGGAUCAUGACAACGGCAUCUACUCCACACAGAUGUACACACAAAAAGUACAACAAAUCUUAGCUUCACAUAACCCCAGGAAACCUAUAUUCCUAUAUAUCGCUUACCAAGCUGUUCAUUCCCCUCUUCAGGCACCAGGCAAGUAUUUUGAACAUUAUCGAUCGAUCAAUAACAUCAACAGGCGAAGGUACGCUGCGAUGCUAGCAUGUUUGGAUGAAGCCAUAAACAACGUGACCCUUGCUUUAAAGAAGUAUGGUUACUAUGAGAACAGCAUUAUCAUAUAUUCUUCAGAUAAUGGUGGGCAGCCAAUGGCAGGAGGAAGUAACUGGCCUCUCCGAGGAAGCAAAGGGACCUAUUGGGAAGGAGGCAUCCGCGCUGUUGGGUUUGUCCAUAGCCCCCUUCUGAAAAACAAAGGGUCUGUGUGUAAGGAGCUUGUGCACAUCACGGAUUGGUUCCCCACUUUGAUCACCCUGGCAGAAGGGCAGAUCGAUGAAGAUAUCCAGCUGGAUGGCUAUGAUAUAUGGGAAACCAUUAGCGAAGGCAGACGUUCUCCACGGGUGGACAUCUUACACAACAUCGACCCGAUUUACACCAAAGCCAAAAAUGGGUCCUGGGCAGCUGGCUAUGGGAUCUGGAACACCGCGAUUCAGUCUGCCAUCAGAGUGAAUCAUUGGAAACUACUGACGGGAAAUCCGGGAUACAGCGACUGGGUACCUCCACAGGCCUUCAGUAACGCGGGCCCCAACCGCUGGCACAAUGAACGUGUCUCCUGGUCAGCUGGCAAAACAGUGUGGCUUUUCAACAUCACUGCUGACCCGUAUGAGCGAGUGGACCUCUCCUCAAGGUAUCCGGAUGUAGUGAAGCAGUUGCUGCGGAGGCUGUCACAGUUCAAUAAGACUGCGGUUCCCGUUCGAUACCCACCUAAGGACCCUCGGAGCAACCCGAAGCUGAAUGGAGGAGUCUGGGGUCCAUGGUUUAAGGAGGAUGAAAAGAAAAAGAAAUCAGAUAAAAGUAAAGGUACCAAUAAGCAAAAGAAGAAUAAGAACAAGAAAAAAGCAAAUCGGAAAAAAGGGCAAUCGUUACAUUGCCGUUCACGUCUUGCUGGUGGAUAGACCCUAAGCACACUUUUUUUCCAGGUCAGCUUGGCCCAACUUUCUUGAAAUUCUGACAGCAUAUACUAGAAAUGCUAGCUCUGCACUAUGGAUGAAAGUUGUCAUCUUUUAAUUUUUUUCUCUGAUUUCACCAGCACAAGGUAUCUCAACACUCUGCCUUGAGUGUACGUAAGUUUCCACAUGACAAACUCUCUCCUCUACAGGAUGAAUGGUGCUCACCCAUCACAGCUACAUUCCAUAUAAUAAUGGCGAUAACACCUAAUUUCAGUAAACUUAUUUUUGAUAGACAAAUGGUGAUUCUUUGCCUAAAUUAGUUGGAAUAUUUGGAGAGUAUGGAGAUGUGAAUGACAGAUGUUCUCAAACUGACUGAUGAUUCAUAGAGAGGAAGGAGAAACAAAACUUGAGAACCUCUGUGGGUCAGAAAGUGUUAGUCACCAACCUAUGACAUUUUUUGACACAACACAGCAAAAACCAGCCACCAGAGUAACUUUUUAGAGGUGCUGGGGAGGGAUGCGUGAUAGGAGGAAAGCUGCUUUGAAUUAGAUUUUGUUUGCCUUACGUAAAUCAGAAAUGUUUUUAAAAUUUCCUAGAUGUGCUAAGCUCCCCCCAUUUCCAGUAAAACCAGAAGGUUGUUAUUCAACACACAUGAACAGCUAGCACACGCCAUGCAUAAUUUAUUAUAGGCAUAGACAAAAAUCACACCACCAAAGUGAAUGUAAUAUUUAAACACUUUAAGAUAACUAUACAACAAUGUGUAAAAUACAUAAUUUAUUUUACAGCACAAUACUUAAUUCUCUUCCAUUAAAACUUCCAUUACUGGGUGAUGCAAGGUACCUGUUUGGGUGCUAGGGUUGUUGGGGUUUUUUUCUUUUGAUUUUUAAAUUUUAUUUCCAUUCUAUCAUUCAGAGUUUUAUUUAACAGAUCCAUAUCCUCAGAGUACUGUAAAGCAAGAAAAUACUGUAUACACUGCUAGGAUGAGAAAGGAGAAUUAUUCAGGUGCAUCAUUUCAUUAUGUAUUUGCCUCCAAUUAUUUUGAAUGUAACAAAGUGAUUAUUUAAUUUAGUAGUCACGUGAAUAUUUUUCAGUUUCUGUACAGAAGCUAGGCCAUCUUUAUGUUUGGGGGGAAAAUUCUACUUUAAGCCUUUUAUUUAUGUAUCUAUUAAAAUAGUUUAU